GCACCUUCAGCAGGGUCAAAUUUCUUGCGCAAAUGAGAGCAAUCCCACGAAAAAGGAGUGCUCUCCAGAUUGCCAAAACCUGUCUGGAUUAUACUACUUCACUUCACACGUAAUUGUUCUAGUCUAUCAGAAUGACGACGGUUUCUCAACAAACUUGACUCUUUUUUUUUUUUAGGAGAAACGUUUAAAAACGUGUGUUGCUUGUCUUAUGUGUUUGUAUUUGUUAUAGUGAAGGUCUUCCUAUGUCAAUUGGAGCAUCAUUCGCUAAUGUCACUUUCUCCUGAUCACUAUAGCAUUGGUCAGUGACGAGUUUUACCAACCUCAAGACUCCAACAAAAGACCUGCUGGGACCUGUGGAGAUUUUUGUUUAUCUAUUUUAAAAAAAAAAUGAACCUUAUUGGGAGCUACCAGCAUCAUCAUCUGAUGCACGAGACCUUUCCAUUCGUCCAGAGGUGUCAUCAAGAUACCCCGUACUUCCAAAGCUGGGUGGUGAACCACGGCGAAGUCCCUCCUGAUUUCCAGAUCCAGACGCCGUACUCCACGGAGUUUGGGGCUCAGGGUCCGGCUCACGACAGCCAGCUGGACGCUCCCUCAGCGCGCACUGGGAAGAGGAGAGCCUCGGGGCCGAAGAAGGAGCGGAGGAGGACGGAGAGCAUCAACACUGCGUUCGCUGAACUGAGAGAAUGUAUACCAAACGUACCCGCAGACACGAAACUGUCCAAAAUUAAAACGUUACGACUAGCAACAAGUUACAUUGCCUACUUAAUGGACGUGCUGGCUAAAGACACUGGGGAGACGGAGGGAUUCAAGGCCGAAAUCAAGAAAUAUGAUAACAGAGAUUUGAAACGGAAACGGGAAACGGUAGGCUAUGUGUACUAAAAUGCUUAUUCUGAAAACUUUGUAGGCCUAAAAAGUCUUUAUUGGAAUUUACAUUCUGCCAUCAACCUAAAUUACUUUAAUCGUUAUUGAGUGUAUUUAAGGCGUAAUUAAGGAAUAUGCACCUUCGUGAUUGUGGUUUUAAUUGUUGAAACAAAGUUGAGGCCAUAAUGUUGCAAUUACUAUAUAGGCCUAUUCAUUUGAUGUUCAAAUAAUUUGCUUAACCACGUUUGUUGACUCUUCAAAGCGAAAACAUUUCACAGUAUAGAACAAUGAAAGUCAUUUUAGAAUCCCAUAUCAGAGUUAUAUUUUUUGCUCAAUUGAACAAGCCUGAGAAGGCCUUUAAAGAUACACAGUCGAGCACUAUGAUCCUGCUAGCCUGGUUGUUAAAUAGUAAAUGUAGGCUAAUUUGUGUGUAUUUAAUUCAGACCAUGUCAAUUUACAUUGAGUUAAAAGUCAGUCAGCAAUACAAUUGCAUAAUGCUAUAUCAAUAUUCUAAACCACCAUUUUCCUUUCUUUCACAGAACGAGGACCUGCAAGAGUCAUUAGGAAACGAGAAAAAGUUCAAAGGACGGACAGGUUGGCCUCAGCAAGUCUGGGCUUUGGAAUUGAACCAGUGACUGUUCUGACCUCAUUGAGCAGAGCGGCAGCAGAAACCCACGCAGACUCCGUAUUCAAGCACUUCGCUGCAAGGAAUACAACCACUUAUAUACACAUCUAUAGGCCUUCUACGUGCAAUGUUCAAAUUCAAACAAGGUAGACUUGGUGAAAUGCAAUAUUAUGCAAAUGAUUCAAAAACUGCCUGG
Coregonus sp. 'balchen' is the source of this 1682-nucleotide messenger RNA. NCBI's taxonomy places the organism in Eukaryota, Metazoa, Chordata, Actinopteri, Salmoniformes, Salmonidae. The record is from the annotation of a GenBank genome assembly.